AAUCACUACUUGAGCCUAGCGCCCAGCUCUGAUUGGCCACGCGCACGCGCAAAGCUCCCGAUUUCUCUCUGACCAUCUGGCCUUUGGACUUUUUUUUCCAAAUCUCAAGGGCCAAAUCAACCAAAAGUCCCGCCUCUCCUUCUCUCCCAUUCUUUUGCCACAUCUGGCAUUCUUUUUCCUUCGUCCUCUUCUCAACACCAACUUUCCAAAUUCUCUUGCAAUUUUUGGUUGCAAGACGCCUUUCCUAGUACAUGAUUUGUACCUAAGAUAACCACCUCAGGAUUUAAUCCACCACUGCUUCUGAUCAUGGAGAAGUCAUUCACCAAGACGACCGCCGAGGUCUUGGACCAUUUCUCAGUCUCUGAAGAGCAGGGACUGACAGAGGCGCAAAUCAAGGAAUUGAGAGGCAAACAUGGGCGAAAUGGUAAGCUCAAAUCCACUUUUGCGCCGACCUCUGAAUACAUACAGAAUCUCAACUGACAUGGUAUAGCAAUCGCCGAAGAGCCUCCUACUCCCAUAUGGGAGUUGAUUUUGGAGCAAUUCAAGGAUCAACUUGUCAUCAUUCUUCUGGGAUCUGCCGGAAUAUCUUUUGUAUUGGCGCUUUUCGAAGAAGGGGGCUGGUCUGCUUUUGUAGACCCUGCAGUUGUAUGUAUUUCCAACCCCAACACAAUGGCGCAUUUGACUGACCCCUCGCAGAUUCUUACUAUUUUAAUUCUCAACGCGGUGGUCGGUGUCUCGCAGGAAAGUAGCGCAGAAAAGGCGAUUGCUGCACUACAAGAAUAUUCGGCCAACGAGGCCAAGGUGAUUCGCGAUGGACAUGUCACCAAGGUCAAGGCAGACGAGCUCGUUCCGGGAGAUAUUAUUUCUAUUGCCGUUGGAGACAGAAUUCCGGCAGAUUGCAGACUCCUUUCGAUUCAAAGCAACAGUUUCGCAGUCGACCAGGCUAUUCUGACCGGAGAAAGUGAGAGUGUUGGAAAGGAUACCGAGCCGGUGAAGGAUGUUCAAGCUGUGAAGCAAGAUCAGAUCAAUAUUCUCUUUUCUGGAACAACUGUCGUUACGGGUCACGCAACAGCAAUCGUCGUUUUGACUGGAUCAUCGACGGCGAUUGGCGACAUCCACGAAAGUAUCGUAGCACAAAUCUCCGAACCAACACCUCUCAAACAAAAACUCAACGAUUUUGGAGACACUCUGGCCAAGGUCAUCUCAUUGAUCUGUAUCGCUGUUUGGCUCAUCAAUAUUCCUCAUUUCGCUGAUCCAUCACAUGGAGGGUUCGCAAAGGGAGCUAUUUAUUAUCUUAAAAUUGCCGUAUCUCUGGGAGUAGCUGCUAUUCCAGAAGGAUUGGCUGUAGUUAUCACCACUUGCCUGGCGCUUGGUACCCGGAAAAUGGCUGCUAAGAACGCCGUUGUAAGAAGCUUGCCAUCCGUAGAGACUCUUGGAAGUUGCAGCGUAAUCUGUUCUGAUAAGACUGGAACCCUCACUACUAACCAGAUGAGCGUCAGAAAGAUUGUAUAUAUCAAUGAAGCUGGCAACGACCUCGAAGAGCUCGAUGUUGAGGGUACCACGUUCGCUCCUCACGGAAAUGUCACCUCAAAAGGCAAAGAAAUUUCUAAUGUGGCGGGCAAUUCUGAGACCAUUUUCCAAAUGACCGAGGUCGCUGCUCUUUGCAACGAUGCACAACUUGCUUUGGACUCCAAGACUGGAUAUUACUCGAGUGUUGGAGAGCCUACAGAAGGUGCCCUUCGUGUACUUGCUGAAAAGGUCGGAACCAAUGAUACCGCACACAACCAGGCUCGAGCUGGAAUUGCUGCCUUGGACGCAUUGAACCAUGUGAGCGCGUGGUACGAAAAGAGAGCCCCACGCCUUGCUACCUAUGAAUUUUCGAGAGACCGAAAAAGCAUGUCUGUUCUGGUUGGUGACGACGCUUCGCAAAGAUUACUCGUCAAAGGAGCCCCUGAAUCCAUUAUCGAUCGUUGCACUCAUACCCUUGUGGGUGCGAAUGGGAAACGCGUACCACUGUCAAAGAGCCUCUCCGAACUCCUUCUCAAGGAAGUUGCCGAUUAUGGAAACAGAGGACUUCGUGUCAUCGCCCUGGCUAGCGUCGAAGACGUCGGAUCUAACCCUCUUCUGAAAUCCGCAAAAUCUACAUCAGACUACUCUCAACUCGAACAGAAGCUGACCCUCUUGGGUUUGGUCGGUAUGGAAGAUCCUCCUCGCCCAGAAGUCUUCGCAUCCAUCAAGAAGUGUCAAUCCGCUGGUAUUCGUGUAAUUGUUAUCACUGGUGACAACCGCAACACAGCUGAAACUAUCUGUCGGCAAAUUGGUGUCUUUGGACAAGACGAAGACUUGACCGGAAAGAGUUACACGGGUCGAGAGUUUGAUCAGCUCAGUGAGAGCGGACAGUUGAUUGCUGCCAAAACCGCAUCUUUGUUUUCUCGUGUCGAGCCAACCCACAAGUCCAAACUUGUUGAUCUUCUCCAAUCCAAUGGAGAGGUUGUUGCCAUGACUGGAGAUGGUGUCAACGAUGCUCCUGCACUCAAGAAGGCAGACAUUGGAGUUGCCAUGGGAUCUGGUACUGAUGUCGCUAAACUCGCUUCCGAUAUGGUUCUCGCUGAUGACAACUUUGCUACUAUCGAGGUUGCCAUUGAAGAAGGUCGUUCCAUCUACAACAACACUCAGCAAUUUAUCCGAUAUCUAAUUUCGUCCAACAUUGGUGAGGUUGUCUCGAUUUUCUUGACAGCUGCCAUGGGUAUGCCCGAAGCUCUCAUUCCCGUCCAACUCCUCUGGGUGAACCUCGUCACCGAUGGUCUUCCAGCCACCGCUCUCUCCUUCAACCCACCCGACCACGAUAUCAUGCGCCGAAGACCAAGAAAGCGUGAUGAACCACUUAUUGGAGGAUGGUUGUUCUUCCGCUACAUGGUCAUCGGUAUCUAUGUCGGUCUCGCAACCGUUGCCGGAUACGCCUGGUGGUUCAUGUAUAAUUCCCAGGGACCACAAAUCUCCUUUUGGCAACUCUCCCACUUCCACCGCUGCUCCAGCGAAUUUUCCGAAAUCGGCUGCCAGAUGUUCUCGAAUGAUAUGGCCAAGUCGGCUUCUACGGUUUCCUUAUCUAUUCUUGUUAUCAUUGAAAUGCUCAAUGCUAUGAAUGCCCUCUCAUCCAGCGAGUCUCUCCUUACUCUUCCACUUUGGGAGAAUAUGAUGCUUGUCUAUGCCAUCGCACUAUCUAUGGCGCUGCACUUUGCGCUCCUCUACACGCCUAUUUUACAGACUCUUUUCUCCAUCCUUCCCCUGAAUUGGAAUGAGUGGCAGGCAGUUUUAAUUAUUAGUGCGCCGGUCAUGUAAGUUCUUGAACCUUUCCCUUCCUAUCUCCCAGAAAAGAUCACUAACAUUAUGUAGAUUCAUCGAUGAGGGACUGAAGGCAAUGGAGAGAGCGCUUUUCAUACAGAAAACUAAGGUUAUUGAGGAGAGACCUAAGAUAGAGUAGAUUGGCGUAUUUUCGUUUUCGUUUUGGAUGGAUGGAGAUGCAUUGGGAUAGGGAGAUGUUGUCGUCGUUGUUGGUUUGUAGAUUACAUUAGAUUCUAUUCUUCGUGGGUAGAAAACAUAUAAACCGAAUACCCUUUUUCUUUUGUUACUUAAUCUAGC
Molecule: messenger RNA, 3639 nt
Organism: Hymenoscyphus albidus
Lineage: Eukaryota; Fungi; Ascomycota; Leotiomycetes; Helotiales; Helotiaceae
Source: the annotation of a GenBank genome assembly